UUCCGUGCUCGUGGGGCCGGGCUGGGCUGAGCUGGGCUGGGCUGAGCUGAGCGGGGCUGAGCUGGGCCGGCGCGAUGGCACAGCACGGGCCGAGCGUCACGCUGUCCCUCACGCUGCCCAUCACCUGCCACAUCUGCCUGGGCAAGGUCCGUCACCCAGUUAUCUGUGUGAACAACCAUGUCUUCUGUUCCAUUUGUAUUGAAGUGUGGCUGAAGAACAAUAAUCAGUGCCCAGCUUGCAGGAUUCCCAUCACACCUGAAAACCCCUGCAAGGAAAUUAUAGGAGGAACAAGUGAAAGUGAUCCUUUAUUUAGUCCGGCAGUCAGGAAACACCUACGUAAAACAAGGCUUGAAUUGCUCCACAAAGAAUAUGAGGAUGAAAUAGAGUCCCUGCAAAAAGAAGUAGAAGAUCUGAGAGGUAAAAAUCUCAGUUUACAGACACAGCUGAAAUCUCUUCUGGAUCCUGCAGCAUCAGCUUUGUCUUGCCAAAAUGAGGAAACUAGCCAGUCAGCAAAUGAAGCAAGUACCAGUGGCCCAGAAACACCAGAGGAAUGGAGCAAAAAGCUGAAAGCUGCCAAUGAUAUGUAUGAAAAACUGAUGGAUAAUGUGGAAAAGCUAAAGGAGGCAAAUAAGAAACUGAGCAUGGAAAACAAUAACCUUUUAAGAGAGAAUUUGCGACUAAAAGCUGAAGUUGAUAGUAGAUCACCCCAAAAGUUUGGUAGGUUUACAGUAGCUGCACUUCAGUCCAAAGUGGAACAAAGUGAACGUGAAAUGAACCGUCUGAAAAAGGCACUGGAAAGAAGUGAUAAAUACAUAGAAGAAAUGGAAUGUCAGCUUUUACAGCUGAAAAAUGCAGGCAAAGGAAGCCAAACAGUGAGUGCUGUUAGGGAGAGAGCACUUUCCACAGAUGCUGAAGGAGGUGAGAGCAGUGAAGAUGCAACUUCUUUGAAAACCCAAGUUGAGGAGAAAAAAGCUUUGAAUACCAGUCAAAGUCCUGACAGUCUUGAACAGCUGGCAAGUCGUGGAACUUGUUUAAUCUCUUCUAGUCAAGAUAGUUUGAAUAGCUCAAAUACCCAGUGUGCCACACAGAAAGAACUAUUUCCAGGAUGUCACAGGGUUGUCCUGGAUGAAAAUAGUACAAAUAUGGAUGCCUGCUUAGAAGAGCAGUGGAGUAAAAUUGAGGAAUGUACCCCAUAUAAGGAUGAAGAACUUUAUGAUCUUCCACCACCAUGCACACCUUUUUUGUCUCUCAGUCGCCUUCAGUUGAACACUCCUGAUGGAAAAGAAAAUGCAAGAAAACCAUCAACAUUCCUGAGAAAACUGAAAUUCGAAGAGUUUCGUGGAACUUCAGAUGGUGGCAGCAAAGCUUCUCCUGAACACAGCACAAGCAGCUGUAAUAGUCAAAAGAAGCUAAACUGUUUUACUACAGGAAAAUCAGGGUUUUGGGGCACCUGCCCAACAGAUUUUGCUGAGAACUUAGAUUUUGAUGAAUCGGAGCAAAAUUCAGUAGCUGAUCAGUCAGAUGAGACAACAGCGAAGUCCAGUGAUAAAACAAGUACUUGCUUACCUAAAAGGCUACAUACUCUCUGCUCUUCAGAAAUGAAUCGCACAAGAACCUCCAGUGAGGCAUCUAUGGAUGCUGCCUACCUUGAUAAAAUUUCUGAGUUGGACUCAAUGAUGUCUGAGUCGGACAACAGCAAGAGUCCAUGCUAUAAUUUCAAGUCCUCUGACCUUGAUAAUUCUUCAAAGUCAACAGAGUGCCCUAAGCUUCUGAAUGGAACUGAGAAGAAACUGGAAGAAAUGAAUGAGGAACAGACAAUGAAGUGUCCAGAGACAAGCAAUCUAGCAAAUGAUAGAACUGGCUGGAAACCUGUUAUGUUUUCCAACCUCUCCCCAUCUGACCUAGAUAUGAAUGACCACUUUCCACUGUUUACAGGCCAAAACGCAGUGGCUAGUGGUAGCAAACCUCCAAACUCUUUAUUUCAAAGGGACUUUUCCCCAAGUGUACCGUUCAGUAACUCACAAAGGUUGUUUGAGGAACAAAAGCUUGGUUGCUGUUUUUUAAAGAUGUCAUCUGAUCUGCACAGUCAGCUUAGUCCUCCUUGGGUGUCUUCCUUUACAGCUGAAAGAAAGAAUAAAAAUGUCAGUCAGUCAACCAAGAGGAAAAUUCAAAGCAGCCUUUCCAGUGCUAGUCCAUCAAAAACCACCAAAAACUGACUCUGCUUGAAAAUCAAAUGUGAUUUAAAGUGAUAAAUCUGCAAAUGUGUAAUAUUUACAGGUGAACUGAAUUUUUAAUAACUUCCAUGCAAUCUGAUCCUCUUAUUUUCAGCUAUGUGAAAACCAAAUAUUCCCUUGCCCAUUGCAAGAUAUUUCCUAGGGAAGAACCAUUCCAGAUUAUUUUCUUUGACUGGGCAUUUUAUGUACUUGGAAGUUUGGGGGUUUUGGAUGUUCUUUUGUUUUCAGAUUACAUGCUCUUCCAGUUGUGAGCACAGCUAAUGGCUUCCUUCAACAGGAAGUUCUAAGUGGACUUAGCAAAUCAGUCAUUCCUGUGAUAAUUAAAGGUUACGUUUCCUGUUCCUAAAGAUUGCAGUUUUUUGCGUGUAAGGCAGCUACUGGCUAUAUAUCCUAUGGAUUCAUGAAUUUGCUAUAAAACAAUGUCAGUUUUGCCAUAAAACUUUCCUCCCAGAGGAAAUGUUGCUGCUCAAACUGUUUCAUAGCACUGUACUGUGCUGAAGCUCUUGUUUUAGGUGGGUGUAAGAUAGCAACCUCUUUCUUUUUAGGGUUACAGCACUUCAGUUAGAAAACAUCUCUUCUUUAACACUGCAGUCAUGGUUUGUUUUUUUUUUGAAGUUAAGCACAAUUUUUAAUUUAGUUCCCAGAAAGCAUUGUUAUUCUAAGUGUGUUUAGUAUGCCUGUAUAGACAAUAAAAAUGGGUUUGUAUGCUAAUAACUUGUUUACCUAAUGUGCACUGAACAUCUUACAUUAAUACUGUACCAUUUCACAUUAAUACUGCAUGCUUUUCUAUGUGAAUUGAAUAAAACAUGUUAUAAGUGCUGUAA
Pipra filicauda (Wire-tailed manakin) is the source of this 3058-nucleotide messenger RNA. RefSeq names its product ORC ubiquitin ligase 1 (gene OBI1). Gene Ontology annotation, molecular function: ubiquitin-protein transferase activity. The coding region runs from base 75 to 2216 and encodes 713 amino acids. The transcript is spliced from 6 exons. Lineage: Eukaryota; Metazoa; Chordata; Aves; Passeriformes; Pipridae. Gene Ontology annotation, biological process: protein monoubiquitination; regulation of DNA replication. The record is from RefSeq and is a predicted model, not a curated record.